Syngnathus typhle (broad-nosed pipefish) is the source of this 2060-nucleotide messenger RNA. RefSeq names its product beta-1,4-galactosyltransferase 3-like. NCBI's taxonomy places the organism in Eukaryota, Metazoa, Chordata, Actinopteri, Syngnathiformes, Syngnathidae. Gene Ontology annotation, biological process: carbohydrate metabolic process; galactosylceramide biosynthetic process. Bases 683 to 1552 code for a protein of 289 amino acids. The transcript is spliced from 5 exons. The record is from RefSeq and is a predicted model, not a curated record. Gene Ontology annotation, molecular function: glycosyltransferase activity.
UCAUCGUUGUCGUGUUGUGGUGAUCCGGCUCACCUGGCUGCCUGAACACUUGCUUGUUUGAAACUCGGUAAGUGACGACUCUUUGUUACCGCUCCUUUCAGACAAAGCAAAAAUGGCCUCGUGAGAAAUGACCAGUUUGGAGAAAUCCUCAUCAUUUGCUAGUUUUGCUGCGCUUGGAACUUGUACAACGAGUCUGACUCAAGCGGUUCUUCACACAAGUUUGUCAUUUUCACUAUGACUAAUGUUUUUUUUCCUUUUGACUUCUUCUUGUGAUUGUGUGAAUGGUUGUUUGUGUAUGUCCUGUGAUUGGCUGGCCUGCUGCUUUUCAAAAACAAGCAAACAUUGCAAACAAAGAAAAAAAAAACAGAAAUCAGGAUGUAGGCAAAACGCUUCACAAAACACUGUGUGUGUGUGCGUGUGUGCGUGUGUGCGUGUGUGUGCGUGUGUGUGUGUGUGUGCGUGUGUGCGUGUGUGCGCAUGUGCGCAUUUGUUAGCCCAGCUAUCUCCUGGCCAACCUGGGUGAUUGACUUUUAAAAUGUUAGUCAACGUGGCAUUUGUGUGUGGGUUGUUCCUGCCUGGCUGACUUUCUGAACUUGAUGUUUGCUAACCGACGCUUGCUGUCCUGGCGCACAGCCGUGCCUCCGCUCGCGCCAUUUGCUCGCUGCCCUCCGUCUUCCUUCCAAUGGAAUGCCACCGACGCCUCGGGAAGUGGCCGAGUGGUUUGGCCUCGCUGGUGGGCUUGACGGCCGCCGUGACAUUGGUGCUGCGCUGUGCCUUCUGGGCGGCGCCUCGUCCGCUAGCUGGCUGCCGUGCAGAGUCGCCGCUGUUGGUUGGGCCAAGGCCCGUCAAUCUCUCCUCAACGCCUCCCACUUUGGAGGAGAUUGGAAAGAGGAGCGCGUCGGUGCUGCCGGGCGGACUCUACCACCCCCCGGACUGCGAAGCUCAGCACCGUGUCGCCGUCGUGGUGCCGUACCGGAAGCGAGCGAUGCACCUCCGCGCUCUCCUGUGCCACCUGCACCCUUUCCUGCAGAGGCAGCAGAUCCACUACAGGAUCUACGUCGUGGAGCAGUGGGGUGACGGCACCUUCAACAAAGGCAAACUGCUCAACGCUGGCAUCCGGGAAGUUCUCCGGGAUGAAGACUGGAGCUGCAUCGUCAUCCACGAUGUGGACCUGUUGGCCGAGAACGACCGCAAUCUGUACACCUGCGACAAGUGCAAUCCCACACACCUGGCUGUGGCCAUCGACAAGUUUCAUUACAGAGUGGCUCUGGCGGGCAUGAAGGUGAUGCGCCCCCCACUGGCCAUUGCUCGUUACAAAAUGAUCAAGCAUCACAGAGACAGAGGGAAUGAGGAAAACCCGUAUAACUUUGUACUGCGGAAUAGAACUGCGCUGGCCUGGUACGUGGACGGCCUCAACUCUCUGACAUACAAACUCCUCUCCAAAGAGCAGGAGCCUCUCUACACUCGCCUCGCCAUCAACGUCGGAGAAAAGCCCCGCCCCUGGGUUCAGGAGGAAACGACACCAGACAAAACAGCCACUUCACCUGAUUGACUGAUGACUUGAUUAUUAACAUAGGCGAGUAGAACCCACUCUGGUGCACAGGAUCCUGCAAUUUUGUUUUAUCUUGAUGAAUAUUCACCCUCAAAACAAACAAAUAGUGAAGAGUACUUUGUUCCCAUUGCAAAACAAAUACAAUUAAGUCGGGAAAAAAAACAGGAAUGAGCCUUUUAAAGAUUACGUGUCACAGUAAUAAAUUCUUCUGUUUCACAUUUUACUCAUUCAGUUGUGGUCUACAUAAAGUGGAACUGCGAUGCUUUUGUCUGAAUUCCUCAUUUUGAUACCAUCACAGGUCCCUCUUUUCUACUUGUUCAGAGGUGCGGCUCAGAGCAAGCUGUUUUGGUGCGGUAUUUUUAAAUGCAAAUGAGAUACUUCACACCGCAAUUCCUCCAGGCUAAAAGAUGUGCGCCUCCCUUUCCGGUAGACAUAUUUGUAGUUUUUUGGUUGAGGUAGCGUUUACCUGUAUCACAAACUUAUUGAUUUAUUAAAAGAUGUCAACGCA